Molecule: messenger RNA, 3783 nt
Organism: Malassezia globosa CBS 7966
Lineage: Eukaryota; Fungi; Basidiomycota; Malasseziomycetes; Malasseziales; Malasseziaceae
Exons: 1
Coding region: 1-3783 (1260 amino acids)
Biological process (GO): amino acid activation for nonribosomal peptide biosynthetic process; secondary metabolite biosynthetic process
Cellular component (GO): cytoplasm
Molecular function (GO): phosphopantetheine binding; catalytic activity
Source: RefSeq, a predicted model, not a curated record
AUGUCACGCGUUCCGUUUCCUGACGUGACGGGUCGGCGUCUUCGUGCUCCCUCACGCACGAGUUUCGCUGGCAAUGGCAUGGCAUCCCUAGGCCAUGCCUCGAUGAAUGCGACAAAUAUCACAUGGAAGGACCUGCACGAGGCUGCUCAGGAUUUUGGCGUGUCUCCCAGAGCUAUCAUUUCAGCAGCCUGGGGCUAUGUGCUUUACAUGUACGUUAUGCAUGAAUGUGAUAAUGUAGCGUUCGAUGCCGUCGAUGCCGAUACUUGCGUCGCCAUAUCCUUUGGACCAUCUCUAUGUCAAUGGGAGGAUCCGAUAUCAAUGGUGCAGCUUAGCGAGAAGGCGUGGCUCUCCGACCGUCAUGUACAGAUACAUGGGCCUGUCCUCUUCGUCUCUGCACCUGAUCAGGAUACGCAGAAUGCAUUGUCUCUGGCUGAAUCCACGCUCUCACGCACCAACUCGUCUCUAUCUCUUGUUUUCAUUGCUCAUCAGGCACAGACAUCGACAUCCUCAUCGUCGUCGCAUCCUGUGGCGCUCACACUUCUCGCAUCACCAAGUGUUCACAUUCAUGGCUCAGCCUUGACCCAACUCGCGCAAGUUGAGCAUGUGUUGCAUGCUCUCGUGCACCGGCUUGAUCCAACCAAGUCCAUCCCAACCGAACUUAUGAGUCUCGUAAACCCCCAUCCUAUUUUCAUGUCGAGCGAUAUGCCGGGUGGUAUUGAAUACGAGCGCCUCGAAGACCAGUUUCUUCGUCGCGCACAAGAAACCCCUCAUAUCCCAGCGCUUACAUGUUGCACAUCUGUGUCGCCCCCAUCAUUUGUAACUUGGACGUAUGAAGAGUUGAACAAGCGCUCCGAUGACAUUGCCAAGUUGGUAUGGUCGCGUGGCGUUGGAUACGCUGCGAGUACGUCGUCUGUGCCUGCACACGAGGACCAAGUGGUCGUACUGUGCAUGUCCAAGUGCAUGGACAUGUAUGCUUCGAUUUUGGGCGCUCUGAAGGCUGGGGCUGCUUGGUGUCCAAUUGAUCCGGGAUGGCCGCCUUCUCGGCAGGCUGCACUCCUGAUCAAGUCUGGUGCAAGACUUGCCCUGACAACUGGCGACGACGAUGCGCGUAUCCUUGAGGACGUGUGUCCCGAGCAUAUUCAAAUGGCGCGUCUUGACCGUCCAAUGGAUGCUGCAAGUAUGCUUGAACGCACACCGGAACGUGCACAUGCGACGCACCUUGCCUAUAAGAUCUGGACCAGCGGCACCACCGGCUUGCCGAAGGCUGUGGGUGUUGAGCACGUCGCCGCCGUUCAGGGCAUGCGUGCGUUACAAGUGGCUGUGCCAACUGCGCUUGACGUCCCAGUGCGACCCGGUUCACUGCGGUACUUGCAGUUUGCUGCAUACGUUUUUGACCUAUCCAUCUUUGAUAUAUUUUAUACAUGGGGUUAUGGCGGCACCGUGUGCUUUGCGCCCCUCGACAUGCUUUUGUCUCGCCUGGUUGACGUCGCCAAUGCACUGGAAGUCACACACACGCUAUUUACGCCCGCUGUGUCGGCGAUGGUGCCACGGCACGCUGUACCGACGAUGCGCGUCAUGAUCAAUGGCGGUGAAAAACUGUCUCAAGCGGUGGCUGAUAACUGGUCACAAGACUGUCGCGUCGUGAACAUCUAUGGGCCUGCUGAGGCGACUCUGUCCUUGACGAUGCGGGAAGUCGUACCUGAUGAUGAGGUCAAGGCGCACAAUAUCGGAACGGCAUUUGACGAUGCGCUUUGUGUGCUAAUGGAUGGCAACGGGCAGAUUGUACCGCGUGGUUGCAUUGGUGAGCUCAUGCUUGGAGGUCCGCAGCUAGCGCGUGGCUAUAUCGGUGACGACGAAAAGACGCGUGAAAAGUUUGUGAUGCACCCGACGUUUGGUCGUUUGUACCACACAGGCGACCUCGCCAGGCAGUUGUGGGAUGGCCAAUUCGAGUACCUUGGACGCAACGACGACCAAGUCAAGAUCAAUGGCGUACGUAUCGAGCUGCUGGAAAUCAAUGCGGCCGUCAAGUCCGUGUCAAAGCACGUGCGUGAUGCCGAUACAGUCGCGCUGCCGGGUCCGGACCCAAAUGAGCCGCCGCGAAUCGUUGCAUUUGCCGUGUGCCCCCCACCACCAGACGUGGACAAAGUCAGCUCGCAUGAUCACAGCUCGUCACUGGCCAGAUGCGAGUCGGCGCCUGCGUUUCUUCGAACAGAUGACGAUGCCGUUACGGUGGCGCGUACGUUGCGCUCAGGGACACAGGCUCUGCUGCCCUCAUACAUGGUGCCGUUCCACUUUGUCAUUUUAUCCUUUUUUCCGCGCACGUCGAGUGCUAAGAUUGAUCGGCGCGCUGUUCGUGCCGCCUAUGAAGCGCUGGACCUGGCUGCAUGGGAAGCCCGAGUUGGUGAUGAACAGGGCGCUGGGCACGAUGCCGAUGCACAGCAUAUCAUGACCCACCCACUCGCUGUGCGCUUGUGUUCAUUCUUGCCCCGAAUUGGCUGUGUGCCUUGUGAACAAAUCUCUCCUAGCGUGCGUUUUACGAUGCUCGGCAUCAAUUCGGUGCGUGCCAUGGCGCUGUCGGCUAAGCUUGCCGAAGCAGGUUUUCAUGUGAGUGCUGCCGAUCUGGUGCGACACGACUCUCUCUCUAAGCUGAUACGUGCAUACUCGGAACGUGCGCAUGUCGACCCGCAUGAGUGUCGACAUGCUUGGUACGCAGCCUGCAAGCACGCGUAUGCGAGCACGCUCAAUGUGCCGCAUGUUCAUGUGCAGCCAGCUACAUCGCUUCAGCAGGGCAUGCUUCUCGAGUCCCAUCUUGAUUCGACACGUUACUGGAUCUCCCGUGUCAUGCACGCACAAUCGACUGUAGACCGGCUGCAUGCAGCACUUGAACGCACUGCUCGGGACAUGGACUGCUUGCGGAUGGGAUUUCUCCCUUUGGGCUCGAACCAGACAUCUUCUGGCUCUUCGGCGUCUCCGUAUGCGCCAUUGUUUGCCGCCGUUGUGCACGAAGAGCCACACAUUACACUCCUGUCGUUCGUAGGCGAUGUACUGGAGUCACUGCGGCCUCGUGUGCCAGACGCUGCCAACGGUCAGCCGCCUUGGUUUGCUGCGUACGACUCCGACACACAAAGAUUUGUCCUGAUCCUUCACCAUGCGCUGUACGAUGCACCCACACUUGACUUGGUUCUUGCGCGGAUCGAUCAGCUGUGUGCUGAUCCGAAUGCCAAAGCCCAACGCACGACGCCCUGGACACAGGCGCUCUGCGACUUGGUACCAUCACCCGAUCAAGAGCAGGUCUCUCUUGAUGCAUGGAGCAAAUAUCUGACCACCAUGGAGCACACAUCUUGGCCUGUUUUGCAGACGAGGCGGACUGGACCCGUGCAUACCCUGCAAAUUCAUAAACGCGUCGCAUCAAUAUCGUGGCAAGCUCUCGAACAAACAGCGGCUCAGCUCGGCACAUCUGUGCGUCCAUUGGCUCACCUCGCGUGGGCAAGAGUCUUGAGCGCAUACCUCGGCACGUCGCGCAUUUUGCUUGGAGAUGUCAUGUCGUUGCGUGGCCGCCGCGCUGAAUAUACAUCAACAGGCGGCCCUUUGCUCGCUACUUUGCCUGUCAGUGUAGAUUUGUCAAAAGGCACAGUGGCCGAGCAGGUCCAACACAUGCACAUGGUCUAUUCGCAUCUUCAAGAUCACGCAUCAGUGCCAUUGUCAUUCGUUCGUCAUCUUGUCAAUUGCCCACCUGAUCAGCCAUUGUUUGUGAGCCUUUUUUGUGUUGGAAAUGGACAGUGA